Messenger RNA from Balaenoptera ricei (Rice's whale), 1265 nucleotides. RefSeq names its product SAP30 binding protein (gene SAP30BP). The transcript has 11 exons. Gene Ontology annotation, cellular component: nucleus. The record is from RefSeq and is a predicted model, not a curated record. Lineage: Eukaryota; Metazoa; Chordata; Mammalia; Artiodactyla; Balaenopteridae. The coding region runs from base 50 to 976 and encodes 308 amino acids. Gene Ontology annotation, biological process: regulation of DNA-templated transcription.
GGCUCUGUGGAGUCAUAGGAGUGAGCCACGCCGGGGCUGUGGGAAUAAGAUGGCGGGGAAGAAGAAUGUUCUGUCGUCUCUGGCAGUUUACGCGGAAGAUUCAGAGCCCGAGUCUGACGGCGAGGCAGGAGUUGAAACGGCGGGCGGCGCAGCUGAGGAGAAAGGCGGAUUGGUGUCUGAAGCCUAUGGAGAGGAUGAUUUUUCUCGCCUCGGGGGUGAUGAAGAUGGCUAUGAAGAAGAGGAGGAUGAGAACAGCAAACAGUCGGAAGAUGACGAUUCAGAGACUGAAAAACCUGAGGCUGAUGACCCAAAGGAUAACCCAGAAGUAGAAAAGCGAGAUCCCCAGGAAUUAGUUGCCUCCUUUUCUGAAAGAGUCCGGAACAUGUCACCUGAUGAAAUCAAGAUCCCGCCGGAGCCGCCCGGCAGAUGCUCAAAUCACUUACAGGACAAGAUCCAGAAGCUUUAUGAGCGGAAGAUAAAGGAAGGAAUGGAUAUGAACUACAUUAUCCAAAGGAAGAAGGAAUUUCGGAAUCCCAGCAUCUAUGAGAAGCUCAUCCAGUUCUGUGCGAUUGACGAGCUCGGCACCAACUACCCGAAGGAUAUGUUUGACCCCCAUGGCUGGUCUGAAGACUCCUACUAUGAGGCAUUAGCCAAAGCCCAGAAGAUUGAAAUGGACAAAUUGGAAAAGGCCAAAAAGGAGCGAACCAAAAUAGAGUUUGUGACGGGCACCAAGAAAGGGACCACGACCAACGCCGCCGCCGCCACCACCGCCACGGCCAGCACAGCUGUUGCAGACGCCCAGAAGAGAAAGAGCAAGUGGGACUCGGCCAUCCCGGUGACGACGAUAGCCCAGCCCACCAUCCUCACCACUACGGCCACCCUACCCGCUGUCGUCACGGUGACGACCAGUGCCAGUGGCUCUAAGACCACCGUUAUCUCUGCCGUGGGCACCAUCGUGAAGAAGGCCAAGCAGUGACCUGAGGGACCAGCUCGGGGUGGCUCGGACAUUCUCCUUUCCUUCAAGGGGAGGAGCCACUCUGGGACUUGACGAGACUGUGCAGCCCGGUGACCUACGCCCACUGGGAGGCACCACUUUGUAUAUUUCAGGACUGGGACCUGCUCCCCGAGUGCCACCCCGAGAGGAGACUCCGUGCAGCCUUCCAGCUGGAAGAGACGUUGCUGCAGCAGAGUGGGGCACUGUGGACAGUGUCCUCCACACCGUGGGGUCUGCCGCCCUAUUAAAAGCACUGUAUCCUUACAUCUCA